Messenger RNA from Passer domesticus (house sparrow), 2245 nucleotides. Its product is annotated as protein-arginine deiminase type-1-like. Gene Ontology annotation, cellular component: nucleus; cytoplasm. The record is from RefSeq and is a predicted model, not a curated record. Bases 132 to 2117 code for a protein of 661 amino acids. The transcript is spliced from 16 exons. NCBI's taxonomy places the organism in Eukaryota, Metazoa, Chordata, Aves, Passeriformes, Passeridae. Gene Ontology annotation, molecular function: protein-arginine deiminase activity; calcium ion binding.
CAGGGUCCCCCGGCCGAACCCCGUCAUCCCGGGAAGGAGGAGUUACCUUCCCGAGCCUUUUAAUCCAGUCCUGCUGGUUUCCCGGCACAGCCGGCGGAGCUCCCUGCCCAUGCGGCCGUGCCCGGCUCGCCAUGGCCCCGCGACACGUCGUGCCCAUGUCCACCAGCCACGCCGCCCGCGGCGUCUGCGUGCUGGGCACCGAGGUCUUCCUGGACACGCGCCGGUCCAUCCCGAAAGGUGCCGCGUCCUUUGACGUGUACGCCACGCCGGCGGUGACGGUGCACAUGAUCCACAGCCCCACCACAAAGCCCAGCCUGGACUCCCGGUGGCCCCUGGAUCCCGACAUCGAGGUGGUGGUGACCAUCGAUGUCACCAGCAGGACUGUCGAUGACAACCAGGUGAAGAUCUCCUACUACGACCGCGAGGGCCACGAGCUGGCGGUGGCCUGGCUGUACCUCACCUGUGUUGAGGUGUCCCUGGAUGUGGACUGGAGCCGGAGCGGCCGGGUGAAGAGCAAGGGCAAGGACAAGGCCAAGUGGACGUGGGGCCCGGAUGGACAAGGGGCCGUGCUGUUGGUCAACUGUGACCGGGACAGCCCCGGCGCGGGGGGCACGGACAGCGGCCAGGCGGACAUACGCACCCCGACAGACCUCCAGGACAUGUCGGUGAUGCUGCUGCGGACCCAGGGCCCCAGUGCCAUCUUCGCCGAGUACCCGGUGGUGCUGCACGUCCCCGAGAGCGACGCGGACAAAGUGCGGGUGUUCCACGCCGUCCGUGGCGAUGCCCACCCGCUCUACAAGCCCGUGCUGGGCCCGGACAAGCUCUCCUACGUGCUGGACCAUGCUGGCCACGGGGACAGCACCUUCUACGUGGAGGGGCUGGCGUUCCCCGACAGGGGCUUCACCGGCCUCGUGUCCUUCAGUGCCAGCCUGCUGGAGGUGCCCCAUAAGGACUCGCCGGGCACGCCGAUCUUCACGGACACCGUGGUGUUCCGCGUGGCGCCCUGGAUCAUGACGCCCAACACCCAGCAGCCCCUGGAGGUCUUUGUCUGCAGCAUCAAGCAGGGCUCGGAUUCCAACGAGGCCUUCCUGGAGGGGCUGCGGGCGCUGCUGCGGAAAGCCAACUGCAAACUGACCGUGUGCUCCGAGCAGGACUCGCGCAGCGACCGCUGGAUCCAGGAUGAGCUGGAGUUCGGCUACGUGGAAGCUCCACACAAAACCUUCCCCGUGGUCUUCGACUCUCCCAGGAACAGAGGCCUGAAGGAUUUCGCUUUUAAGAAGAUCCUGGGCCCAGAUUUUGGCUACGUGACCCGGGAGCCCCCUGGGAAGAACGUGACCAGCCUGGAUUCCUUCGGGAACCUGGACGUGAGCCCGCCAGUGACCGUGCGGGGCAAGGAGUACCCGCUGGGGCGGAUCCUCAUCGGCAGCCCCCUGCCCUGGAUGGCCGGCCGCAGGAUGUGCCGCGCCGUGCGGGAUUUCCUCUUCGCGCAGACGGUGCAGGCGCCGCUCGAGGUCUACUCGGAGUGGCUCAGCGUGGGCCACGUGGACGAGUUCCUCACCUUCGUCCCUGCCCUGGACAGGAAGGGAUUCCGGCUGCUCCUGGCCAGUCCCAACGCCUGCUACAAACUCUUCAAGGAGAAGCAGCAGCAGGGGCACGGGGAGGCCACGCAGUUCAUCGGGAUGAAGGGCACUGAGAAGAAGAGCAUCGACGAGAUCCUGGCGGACGAGUCCCUGCGCAGCGACAACCGCCACGUGCAGCGCUGCAUCGACUGGAACCGUGACCUGCUGAAGCAGGAGCUGGGGCUGAGCGAGCAGGACAUCGUGGACAUCCCGCAGCUCUUCAUCCUGACCAACUCCCGCGCCGACGCGCUCUUCCCGGACAUGGUGAACAUGCUGGUGCUGGGCCGGCACCUGGGCAUCCCCAAGCCCUUCGGGCCCGUGGUGGGCGGGCGCUGCUGCCUGGAGCAGCGCGUGCGGGAGCUGCUGGAGCCGCUGGGCCUCUCCUGCACCUUCAUCGACGACUUCUUCUCCUACCACGUCCUGUCGGGGGAUGUUCACUGCGGCACCAACGUGCGCCGCAAGCCCUUCGCCUUCAAGUGGUGGCACAUGGUGCCCUGACCCCCCUGGUGCCCUGACCCCCCUGGUGCCCUGACCCUGGUCCUGCAGGGGAAGGUGCAUUUCCUGCAGCCCAAGGGGAAGGUGCAUUUCCUGCACCGGGAAAGCACCGGCAGCUCGGGUUUGGCCAA